CCCCCCGCCCGCCCGCCCGGCGCCGCACCCGGCACACGGAUUUACGGCGCGGACUGCAGCCUCCGGAGCGGCUCCCGCAGGGAUGGAGGGAUGCAUGUACAGCUGGGAGCAGCAGGAGCAUGGCACAGCCCCACAGAGAUAGAUGUGAAGGUAGUGCCCUGUGAGGACCCAGCAGAACACCCCCAGACCACGGAGGAGUGUGAGCUCUUGCUGGGGAGAGGAGAGCUCCCUUUCCUGCCCUGCCAGCCAGGUCUGCCUGCUGCCUGGUUACCUACCGCACUUCCAGGGAUCUGUACCAGGAUUUGGGGCUCGACACCUGGAGGUGCAUUAGUGCUGUGGGAUUGCAGGAGAGCCUGACAACAAUGGGGGACCCACCACAGAGGAGGGACAUCUGCCCAGGAGGCCCUGCAUGCCUGUGAGCCCUGGCUGCUGCUGGCGGAGGGUGCCUGGGUUGCUUCGCAAGCCAGGGCUGGUGGCAGAGCUGAGGUGCUUGCAGGGCAGAGCCAGCAAAGGGUGAAGAGCUGGGAGAGGGUCUGCAGGGGCAGCCCAGAACCCCAGGAGAGUGGGAGCUGAGCUGCUGCUCCUCGAGGGAUCUCUUCCUGGGGCUGGCAGACAGAGCAGCCCUUGGUCCCUGGCUCGCUGUGGAUGUACCCCCUUGCCCCUCCAACAGGACCGCUCCCCUAGUGCUGGUGUGGAGGGAGGGCUGCUCAUCUCAUCAUGGUGCUGCCACCGCCCGACAAGCGCCAUGUCUGUUUGACCACCAUCGUCAUCAUGACCAGCAUGGCCUUCAUGGACGCGUACCUGGUGGAGCAGAACCAAGGGCCUCGCAAGAUUGGUGUCUGCAUCAUCGUGCUGGUGGGGGACAUCUGCUUCCUCAUCGUGCUGCGUUACGUGGCAGUGUGGGUGGGGGCAGAGGUGAAGACGGCCAAGCGGGGCUAUGCCAUGAUCCUGUGGUUCCUCUACAUCUUUGUGCUGGAGAUCAAGCUGUAUUUCAUCUUUCAGAAUUACAAAGCAGACAAAAAGAACCUGGAGACAGUGGCUAGGAAAGCCCUGACCCUGCUCCUCUCUAUUUGUGUGCCCGGGCUCUACCUGGUGUUGGUGGCCUUGGACAGCAUGGAGUACAUACGGACCUUUCGGAAGAAAGAGGACUUGCGGGGACGCCUCUUCUGGGUGGCCCUUGACCUGCUAGAUAUCUUGGACAUCCAGGCCAACCUGUGGGAGCCGCACAGGACCGGCCUGCCCAUCUGGGCAGAGGGGCUCAUGUUCUUCUACUGCUACAUACUCCUCCUGAUCCUGCCUUGUGUGUCCCUCAGUGAGAUCAGCAUGCAAGGGGAGCACAUUGCCCCACAAAAAAUGAUGCUCUACCCCGUCCUCAGCCUGGUCACCAUUAACAUCGUCACCAUCUUCAUCCGGGCUAUCAACAUGGUCUUGUUCCAGGACAGCAGGGUCUCCACCAUCUUUAUUGGCAAGAACAUCAUCGCAAUUGCCACCAAGGCAUGCACCUUCCUCGAGUACAAGCGUCAGGUGAAGGAGUUUCCUCUGGAAGCUCCAGCAGAACUCCCUCUCCCACAGCCAGAGCAUCCACAGCACACAGGGCAUCCCUCACGAGCCAUCACCCACGAGGGAGAUCCUUGACACAUGAGGGGUCACCCCUAGCUGAGCAUUGGUUCAGAUAGCCCUGUGCCAAGCAGAGGAGGGAUGCUGCUUUCUCGCUGCAUGGGCAAGCAAGAUGGACAAAUCCCACCAGCGAGGGCUCUUCUAGGCACAAAACACCGACCACGUUGUAAUUGAGCUAUGGAGUGUCCCCUAGACGUCUUCAUCUCAGGUAUAACCCUAGGAGUCCUCCAGACAAACCAAAUGAACUUGCAAAGGACCUGAACCAGCUAACCCUUUCCGUCUGUCCUUCCCGCCACCAUCACUCCUGAGCAAAGACUGCUAGGGUUGCAAAGUCCCUUUUUACUCCUUGAGAACCUCACCUUUACCCCAAGCCUGGAACGAAGAUUUUGUUACUGAAGACCUUUUUAUUGAGUGGGGACAGGGGCAUAGGUGUAUGGGUUGGGGGGGAAAGUGGGACGUUUGAACCAGUAAACCCUGUGAUUGUA
This is a messenger RNA of Neopsephotus bourkii (Bourke's parrot), 2102 nucleotides long. It is a transcript of the gene TMEM121, whose product is annotated as transmembrane protein 121. NCBI's taxonomy places the organism in Eukaryota, Metazoa, Chordata, Aves, Psittaciformes, Psittacidae. The coding region runs from base 718 to 1635 and encodes 305 amino acids. The record is from RefSeq and is a predicted model, not a curated record. The transcript has 2 exons.